Molecule: messenger RNA, 1692 nt
Organism: Pestalotiopsis fici W106-1
Lineage: Eukaryota; Fungi; Ascomycota; Sordariomycetes; Amphisphaeriales; Sporocadaceae
Exons: 3
Coding region: 1-1692 (563 amino acids)
Biological process (GO): prenylcysteine catabolic process; prenylated protein catabolic process
Molecular function (GO): prenylcysteine oxidase activity
Source: RefSeq, a predicted model, not a curated record
AUGUACUACGGCUUAUUGACCUCGUCGUCCAGCUUGACGACGCUACUGUUAUGUUCGUUUGGCGCUCUCGCUGCUGCCGCCGCUGCCGCUGACCACGGCGAUGCUGCGAGCCACAACUCAGUAAAGCAGGUUGCCAUCAUUGGUGCUGGUGCCGCCGGCUCCUCCACGGCUUACCAUCUCCGCAAGUAUGCCGACGAAGCAGGAGUGGCCGUCAACAUCACCUUGUUUGAAAAGACUGAGCGCAUUGGCGGUCGCACCCUAACGGUCGACGCUUAUGACGACCCAAUGCAGCCGGUAGAGCUGGGCGCGUCCAUCUUUGUCAACGUCAACCACAUCCUUUGGAAUGCUGCCCAUGACUUCAACCUCCCGCUCAUCGACCCGGGUCCCGAUGAGGACACCCUUCUGGGCGUUUGGAACGGCGACGAGUUUGUCUUUGAACAGGACUCCACGACGAGCUGGUGGUGGGAUGUGGCCAAGCUCGUCUGGAAAUAUGGCACUGCCCCGUACUACACGAGAAAUCUGGUCAAGGAGACCGUCGCCACCUUUCUGAAACUAUAUGAGGCACCCCAUUUCCCCUUCCGCUCACUCACCACAAGAGUAUACGAACUGGGCCUGCACAAAAUCACCGGCCUCACGGGCCAGCAGUUUCUGGAGGAAAAGGGGCUCUACGGUAUGUUUGCACGCCACCUGGUACAGACUGCCACUCGCGUCAACUACGCUUCUAAUCUAGCCUACAUCCAUGGGCUGGGUGCCAUGGUGUCCCUCGCAGCAGACGGGGCCAAGGCUGUCGAGGGGGGAAAUUGGCAAAUCUUUGCACACAUGGCUGGCUAUGCGAGAGCAUACGUCCACCUCAACACCUCGGUCGCGUCCAUCGGGUUGGCCAGUCGCAGCGACCCGUCUGCGCCGGCCUCCAAGUAUAUACUCAAGACGCGGGAGUCGACCAACGCUGCCGGGACCGUAGCCGAGGCUGAGCACAUUGAGUUUGAUGACGUCGUCGUUGCCACACCCUACCAAUUCAGUGGUAUUGAUCAUGACGAGAAUCUGCUGCAACAGCCCAUUGACGAGAUACCAUAUGUCACUCUCCACGUGACGCUAUUUGCCUCGCCUUUCCGCUUCAGCCCAGAGUUCUUCAAGCUGCAGCCAGGCGCGACAGUGCCCACAUCGGUGCUGACGACGCUGGCAGAUGAUGAAACGGCCCGGCCCGGCGCCGAGGCAGCUGGCAAGGCUGGUUUCUUCUCAGCGACGUUGGUGAGGACGGCCAUGAACCCGAGCACGCAGCGCCGGGAGAACGUGUACAAGAUAUUUUCGCCCGACAAGGUGACGCCCGAGUUUCUAUCCUCUCUGCUGGGAGUGCGAGUACCUGACACAUUCACGGGACCCGUCGAUGCCGAGACACGAGCAGAGUUCGACGUGGUAGAAGCGGUUUCGUGGAUUCACCCGACCGUGUUUCACCCGUACCCGCAAAAGCUCCCCCGGGUGACCUUCCAAGACCCCAUUUUGCGCGAAGGGCUUUACUAUACAUCGGGCAUGGAAAGUUUCAUUUCCACAAUGGAAACAAGUGCUCUAUCGGGAAUGAACGUUGCACGGUUGAUCAUGGAUGACUACUUGGGACUGGCUACCAAGCCCAAAGAUGAUCACAUUGCUGCUGCCAUGCUGCCAGAGGCGUGGGAGCAAAGAAUAUUGCAGCAGUAG